Messenger RNA from Magnolia sinica, 1840 nucleotides. Its product is annotated as receptor-like cytosolic serine/threonine-protein kinase RBK1. NCBI's taxonomy places the organism in Eukaryota, Viridiplantae, Streptophyta, Magnoliopsida, Magnoliales, Magnoliaceae. Bases 172 to 1563 code for a protein of 463 amino acids. The transcript is spliced from 8 exons. Gene Ontology annotation, molecular function: ATP binding; protein kinase activity. Gene Ontology annotation, biological process: protein phosphorylation. The record is from RefSeq and is a predicted model, not a curated record.
AGAAAUUCCUUAAUUUCUAUAUCUUCCACCUUGAAUUCAGCUUCUCAUCUUUGUCUUAUUCCUUCAAUCCUCCCUUUUCAUUCCUUAUCCUACGCACCCCCCUCAUCUUCAUCUCUUCCCUUUGAAUUUGCAGGAACGGUAGAGACAUCUGCUUUCUUCAAUUCCAGUCCAAUGAAAUCCGAAGAAGAAACAAGUGGAAAUCAAGUAAACCCAGAAACAGAAUUCCUCAAGAAUUCGAAUCCGGCUGAUGGAUCGCCUCGAUGCGUAUUGGAAAUACCGAUUUUGGGUGUAGAUUCGGAUAAUAGUAGUAGUAGUAGUAGUAGUAGUGUUAGUAGUAAUGGCAGCGGAAGCGGCUGUAAUGAAUCGUCGGUCUCGGAGUCGAAUGGAUUGCAAUGGAGAAAUUUUAUGAAUGUUUUGAGGAAGAAAUCGAUAAGACGGCUUUCGACGUUUCCGUUGCCGGGUUCAGAGCUGUCGAGGAGGAAUUUGAGCAGGAAACUGGGUCAAAUUCGAAACGGAGAAGAUGGAGUAGAAGGCGGUGGAGAGGCGGUCGUUCCGAAGCCGUCGUGGAGGAGCUUCGAUUAUGAAGAGCUUGUGACUGCUACUGAUAAUUUCAGUUCUGAGAAAUUGAUAGGAAAGGGUGGCCAUGCAGAGGUUUAUAAAGGAUGCCUGCCUGAUGGGCAGCUUGUGGCAGUGAAGAGGCUAACAAAGAGAAAGACAGAGGACGAGAUUAUAGCUGAUUUCCUAACUGAACUCGGCAUAAUCGCACACAUCGAUCACCCCAACGUGGCCCGCUUGAUCGGUUUCGGGGUUGAUGGAGGUUUGCACCUUGUUCUCCGGUUCUCCCCACAUGGAAGCCUAGCUUCCAUGCUCCAUGGUUCAAAGGACGGUCUGGAUUGGGCUAUCCGAUUCAAGGUAGCGGUCGGAGUAGCGGAAGGAUUGUUAUAUCUUCAUCAGGGCUGUCGUAGACGCGUAAUUCAUAGAGAUAUCAAAGCAUCCAACAUACUACUCACUGAUGAUUAUGAACCACAGAUAUCAGAUUUCGGACUAGCGAAAUGGCUCCCCAACCAAUGGAGUCACCACAUUGUGUUCCCCAUCGAAGGCACAUUUGGAUAUUUGGCACCUGAAUACUUCAUGCAUGGGAUCGUAGAUGAAAAAACAGAUGUUUUCGCAUUUGGGGUGUUGCUGUUAGAGCUCAUAACGGGUCGUCGAGCCGUUGAUGCUUCUCGCCAGAGCCUCGUCAUGUGGGCCAAGCCGCUGCUCGACGCAAACAAGGCCCAAGAACUAGUGGAUCCUUGCUUAGGAGAUGCACACGACCCGGUCGAAAUGAGACGUGCCAUGUCCGUCGCUUCCAUGUGCAUUCACCACCUAUCAUCCAUGCGACCACACAUGAAUCAGGUGGUGAAGCUUCUCAGAGGGGAGAAUGGUCGAGGAGAAGUGAAGGGAAGAGAGCACAGACCCAAUGUUUUAAAGUCAUUUCUCUUUGAUGCUUGUGACUUGGACGACUAUACAUGCUCUAGAUAUCUCAGUGAUCUCAAUCGACAUAGGAAGCUUGCUUUGGAAUAGAUUGUUGCAGUGAUUUACUAAAUCUGUAUCGUGACUAUGGUUGUUUUUCAUUUUCCAAUCGGAGCCGUUCAGAUAGUUUUGAAGUGUAAUUUGGUGGAGCCCAUCUUUUGAUAUCUUCAGAUCAGGAAGUCGGUGUUGGAUUUUGUGGUCAAGCAACGUUCAUGUUCCACAUCACAUAUUAUCAAUGUAGAACGUGUGGGUGAAAUCUCAACCACAUGUAAUUUGAUCGAUCAUGGAUUGUAAUUACAUAAUGGACAGUUAAACCUACAAAUUUUCU